Molecule: messenger RNA, 909 nt
Organism: Stylonychia lemnae
Lineage: Eukaryota; Ciliophora; Spirotrichea; Sporadotrichida; Oxytrichidae
Source: the annotation of a GenBank genome assembly
AUGGUUUAAACUUGUUGCCGAAAAUUCCGACUAAAAACUGGGAUUCAGAUCAUAUUUGCCAUUGAUAUUUCUGCACUCUUUUUCUACCUCGCAAACUUCUUGGUAGUCAUUAUGAUUAAGAUUGACACUGCUUUUAUAAGAAGCCAGAUCAAUUAAGAGAUGCAAAUAUAAAUCUAGUCAGGUAAUAAGAACAUCAUUAGCCUUGAGGAAGCUGAAAAAUUGGCUGAAAUAGCAUUAAGUUUGAUAAUAUUCUCAGGAAUCUUACAGAGUGUAUUCCAUACUUGCCGAGUUGUAGGAUUCAUAUUAAUGAGAUUUUUCUAUGAUUAAUUCGAGAGAAGAAAGACUUGCUAUAGAAUCAGAAUCAUAACCGCCGUUUCUCAAAUAAUUCUUGUGGGUACUAAUUUACUAGUAAAUGGCAUUUUUAUGUACAAGAGUUAGGGGGCAACCUCAUUCAUUAGCUUCCCUGCAAUUUGUGUUUAUAGUUCUAUUCUCACUUAUAGCCUUGCUCUUGACAUUUACUUUAGCUGUGUUUACAAGAGUUACUAUUUGAAAUCAAAAAGCAAAGAUAAACAUUACUACCAGAAAAAAAUUGCCUAAUAGAAAAUUUAAUCUGCUCAGAAUAAUAGGCAUCCUUAAACAAAUGCAACGCUCAACUAUCUUCAGAGCAUAUUUGCUGGUGCUCUCAACACCUCUGAAAAUUUAGACUAGAGCUAUAAUUCUAAUGAUAGCAGUCCUUACAAGAACUAGAAUGAUGACACCUCUGAUAUUGUUUUCUCGGUCAUUGCAUGCCAAACUGAGCAGGAUUAGAGUAUGCAAGGAAAAGAUAUUCAUAUAACAAAUCGUGUGACCUUUGGUCCAGGGAAGAGUAAACAGACAAAAAGAAAUUACGAAGAGUUUUUGGAUGAAUGA